Molecule: messenger RNA, 1578 nt
Organism: Paramecium pentaurelia
Lineage: Eukaryota; Ciliophora; Oligohymenophorea; Peniculida; Parameciidae
Source: the annotation of a GenBank genome assembly
AUGUCAAUUUAAUAUACUUAAGAUGAAUUGCUCGCCUUCCAAUAUUUCUUUACUAAUUGCGAUUAGACUGUAAAUAUUUAUAAGUUAAAUCUAAAAGGGUUAAGGAAUUCUUGGUUAAGAUAUGGUGAUCAAUUUCUUUAAAGCAAGUGGUUUGAAUUAAUAGAUUUUAGGAGUACUUUACUACAUUAAUAUUAUAGGCUAUUUGGUAAAUUACAUCAUCUAAUGGACAGUCAUUCACUAAAGAUGAAUUUUUUGCUGCUCUUAAAUUGAUUGCAUUAGCCUAAAAUGGUUAUCAGCCAGAUGAGAAAUUACUUACAAAAAAUAUCCCCUGUCCUUUACCUUAGCUCCAAGGAUUCUAACCACCUAAUUAUGAUAUCUCAAUUGAAUAGUUGCAAAAAUAUGAGAAUUUUUUUCUAACUAUAGAUUAAGAAGGCACUUAAAUAAUUUAGGGUAUGCAAGCAAGAGCUUUAUUUUCUAAAUCUGGAUUGAGUUUAGAUUAAUUAAAAGAAUUAUGGAAUCUUUGUGAUAUAGGAGAAAAGGGUCAUUUAAAUAAAGGAGAAUUCAUAGUUGCUUUACAUUUAGUUUAAUUGUGUUCUAAAUUUAAAUACCCUUUACCAAUAACUUUACCAGAUUCUUUAUUAUAAGUUGCUAGAAGAUUCUCAAGUAACCCUAAUGGAGGUAGAUUAGGUUCAAAUUAAAACUUAAUUCCUCAAUAAAGAUUUGGUUCCAAUUCAAAUCUACUUAAUUAACCUAGACCAAGAUUAGGAUCAAAUGCAAAUAUUGGAAUAUAACCUAUUUAGAGUGUUCAAUAAGUACAAUCAAUUAUCUAACCCUUAAAUAUUCCUACAAAUGUAAGUAUGAUACCUGGAUAUGAUUAAAAUGGGAUUAUUUAAGCACGUUAAUAAGUUAAUGAUUCUACUUAACAAGUUUAUCAAAUGCAGAAUUAAUUAAAUUAACUUUAUUAAAGUAUUUUACUAGAAAAAUAAGAGGAUUUAAAAUAAAUGUAAAUUUUAAAUGAUAAGUAAAUAAAUGAUUGAUUUCUAGUUUGAAACUUAUGUUGUAAAAUCUGUAAGAGCAAUAUAGAGUCACUAAUGAAGAACUUAGUAAAAUAAGAAUGUAGAAAUAAGGAUUAAGUUAGUAGAAUCAUCAAUUACAAUAAUAAAUAGGAAUACAAAUGUAAUAAAAUAAAGAUUAAUUUGCUUAAUUGUAAUAAGAACAAUAAUUACAAUAAGAAUAAUAACAAUAUUUAUAAUCUCCACCUUAAUUUUAAGCCAUAACAUAAAAUUAAUAAUUAUAACCAUUAAGUUAAUCACUUCCUUAAUAAAGUUUUGGAUUUUAAAAUACAGUGGUAAACUUAUAUAUAAUUUUAAGAAUUAUGUUAAUAGUAGUCCUUUACCUUAAACUAAUUAGAUAAAGAUUCAACCUUAAUAACCAAUAAUGUAAUUCAGUGUAGAUGAAGUAUAAAAAUAGCCUGGAAUAUUAAAAAAUCAAGCAGGUAUUUAUUUAUAUAUAUAAAAUAAGAAACAUAAAAAAAAUAAGUAACGUUUGCAUAAUAAGAUGAGUAAUUUCCUUGGUGAU